AUGGCACGAAAUACUGAUGAUCACAGUCAAAAAAUAGCAGAGGCCCUCAUGGCAGUAGCGGAUUUUGGCUUCGCGGAAGAAAAGGUUAAGGACACACUGAAAAGACUAUUAAAAUUGUAUAAAGAUAACUGGAAGUUCAUUGAAGAAGAUAAUUAUAGAGAACUGAUUGAUAUUCUAACGAAGGAGAAUAAAGAGGAAUCGAAUUUGAACCACAAUUUCGAACAUCGGUAUGGCCUGGCUUCAUCAUCUGCUGUCGACUUUGCUAACAAAAGAGCUAAAAUGUCGCAUUCUAGCCCUCCUCGGGAUAAAGAGAAGUGUCCGGAAUUUCCUCAAGCUGCUGCUAGAGGAACAAGAUUACAUUUUGAGAAGGAUAAAAGUACGGAGGAAAGAGUACAUGAAGGUGUUCCCAAUUCAUCACAGUUUGAUAUUGCAUCAUCAGCCAAUGCAGAAGUGAGGGUCUCCUUAAUUUGCAAUUCUUCUGGAAAUUCUUAUUUCAGACAACAAGGUUUGGAUGCAGUUCUACGGGAGGUGGAAGAUGAAUGCCGCAAAACAUAUGGAAUCCAGAAUCCUGAUUUCUCUUUGGUGCGGUUGAUGGAAAAAGUGUGCCAGUUCUUCUUGGAGAUUGACAGUGGUUCGAGCGACGAAACUAGGAGAAAAUUUUGUGAUACACCAAAGCAAUCUGAUGAAAAAGAUGUUCUAAAAGAUGAUAACAGAGUCAACUCUGCAUUGGAGCCAAUUAAGGUUCUACAAAACCCACAAUCUUCAGAACAGCAGAUAAAGGAGGCUGUCCUUCAAAAGAAAUACCCCCUUUACCUCAAAGACAUAUCUCGUGGUGAAGAUAAUAUACCAAUUCCCCUAGUGAAUGAAAGCAGCACGCUAGAGUUGCCAGAUUUUAUCUACAUAAAAAAUAACAUGGUAUACCAAGAUGGCCAUGUUGAUUUUUCUCUUGCUAGAAUAUCAGAAGACAACUGUUGUGCACAAUGUCGUGGAGAUUGUCUAUCCUCAGCCUUGCCUUGUGCAUGUGCUGCAGAAACUGGCGGCGAGUUUGUUUAUACACAGGAGGGAUUGCUUAAGGAGGAAUUUUUGGACGAAGUCAUCGCUGUGUCUUUGGAUCCUCAAAGAAAACACUUCUACUACUGCGAAAUAUGCCCACUGCAGAACGACCCGCAAGAGAGAUAUGGGAAAAUAAAACGAUGCAAGGGCCAUUUAACUAGGAAAUUUAUAAAAGAAUGCUGGAGUAAAUGUGGAUGCAACAAGAAAUGUGGCAAUCGUGUUGUACAGCGAGGGAUACAGGUUGCUUUGCAGGUGUUUCCCGCACCUGAAGGGAAAGGGUGGGGUGUUCGAUCUGUGAAUGCCUUGAAGAAAGGCACUUUCAUUUGUGAGUACGUAGGCGAAAUUGUGACCAAUCAGGAACUUUAUCAACGGAACAAUGAAAGGGCUGCUAAAAAGGAGAGGCAUACUUAUCCGGUGCUUCUGGAUGCAGACUGGGGCUCUGAAAGGAUACUGGAAGAUGAAGAGGCCCUUUGUUUGGAUGCAACAGAAUUUGGAAAUAUUGGCAGGUUUAUCAAUCACAGAUGUUAUGAUUCUAACUUGAUUGAAGUUCCUGUGGAAGUGGAGACUCCGGAUCAUCACUAUUAUAGACUUGCUUUUUUCACAACUAGAGAUAUUGAGCCGAUGGAAGAGAUGACUUGGGAUUAUGGUAUUCAGUUUGAUGAUAAGUAUCAUCCGAUAAAAGCGUUCAAGUGCAGGUGUGGAAGCAUGAGCUGCCGUGACAAGAAAAGGCGGUAUUAG
Dovyalis caffra is the source of this 1791-nucleotide messenger RNA. NCBI's taxonomy places the organism in Eukaryota, Viridiplantae, Streptophyta, Magnoliopsida, Malpighiales, Salicaceae. The record is from the annotation of a GenBank genome assembly.